Messenger RNA from Acaulospora colombiana, 1857 nucleotides. The record is from the annotation of a GenBank genome assembly. Lineage: Eukaryota; Fungi; Glomeromycota; Glomeromycetes; Diversisporales; Acaulosporaceae.
AUGGCAUUCAAAAGUGCAGAGGAAGACCUCAAGAACGAAUUCUCGGGCGGGAACGGUGGAGUUACGGACUUUAAAUUUCAAAAACCCAAUCCCUUGCCAUCAUUGUCAACAUCAACAUAUUUGUCAGAAUACAAACGUCCGAUCAUUCCGAUUACUUUGCAACCUCCAUCACCGUCCCCGAUGCAAGACACGCCACCCCCACCAAAAUUCGAUGUUCAUUUUUCCGUCACCACCAUCACCACUCUCAUCAUUGCGAUAUGGACAUACCUCAAUCUCUCAUCCUCAUUUAACACCGCUGCUCCGCAAUGGGUUAGUACAUCAUCCCAAGUGCCCUUGGAGGUUGCGCAGAAUGCAGCAUUCAGAGGUGGAAGUGGCAUGUCCUCAAUCUUCCUCACCAACGGGUUAAUGAUGACCACAUCAGAUGGUGAUUCCGAUAGCGAUAUUGGUAUGACCUAUCAGUUCACUCCUGAAAACCAAGUGUGGACUUUACCCUCGACGAGCGGCGCAUCACCUGAGAGAAGAGUGAAAUUCCAGUAUGUGAGUGACAAUAACGCGAAAUUGUAUAUUUUUGGUGGAUACAAGGAAGACUUGAGUAAUAACACAGGAACGGGGAUUUUGACGAACGAAGGAUUCAAUGAUAUUUUUGUCUUUGAUAGUGUUGCUUUGAGUUGGACACAAGGAUCAUCGGUUAACGCUCCACCACCAAUAAGCAAUGCAGCAUCUGUGAUGUUGAAUGAUGGAAGGAUACUGUUUAUUGGAGGAAGGGUGAAAAGUAAAAAUACGUGGGUGGAUGCGUCCAUGAGUCAGAUUCCGACCUAUGAUACCAAACUUGCAAGAUGGUCGACUAUGACCACAGGCGGCGCAACGAUCAUUCCAAGAUCCGAUCAUACCGCAGUUAUAACACCUGGUGGUCAAAUUCUGAUCUUUGGUGGAGUAAUGAGCAUAUUCAAGCAAACACCUGUUCCCCCUCUAGUCGUAUUAGACACUACCACCAAACCAUUUAAUUACACCAUACCACAGGUAAAAAUUCCUCCAAACGCAUUGGUCACCAAUCAUACGGCCAUUAUUUAUCAGAAUUAUAUGUUUGUUAUUUUUGGAAGCAUAACACACAAUGUUUCCACUGGUAGUACCACCCAAAGUUCGCAAAUAUACGCCCUGGACUACACUACCCUCAGCUGGGUCACAGAUGUUGUCAUAACCUCUUCCAACAUUAAAACCAGUGAAUUACUUAUUAUUUCCGUCUGCGUUACCGGUGCUCUGAUAGCUUUAGCGUUCUUUAUUAUAGGCUUGGUGUAUUAUAGGAAAUAUAAGUUGGGCGAAGUGACGGCUAUUAAAAGUAACGAGGGUGAAAAGGAGAUUAAAAUAAGUGAAGAUUAUAAAGAGGGGGAAGAUGAUUACGAUGAGAAUCGAUAUUCGAUACACAUCGCCAGCAUUCAAGUUAGCGGGGAAUGCUUAGAAAAACACUUUGUUCGCUCCUCUCAUUCCUCAGUAAACUCUGGUCCCACCACCUUGUACUCUCCUUGCUCGGUAAAUUCUGGAUAUAGCUCAUCACACACGCCGCUUCAGUCUCCCGUUUUAAGUGUGCGAAGUUCACCGGCGUUUACGCUGAAUGUACCCAGUUCGCCCAGCUAUCCGCCGAGAAACGCUUUAAGUGCGCCCAAUUCGCCUAGACACGCUCCCAGUCCUCCAGGAUACGCGUCGAGUGUACCAAAUUCGCCGAGACGCGCGCCCAGUCCGCCAGAAUACGCUAUGAGUGUGCCAAAUUCGCCGAUGUACGCGCCUAGCAACUUAAGUGUACCCAAUUCGCCGGCGCGUGCGUUGAGUGCGCCUAAUUCACCCAGGCACUCGAAAUAUUAA